Molecule: messenger RNA, 1302 nt
Organism: Schizosaccharomyces osmophilus
Lineage: Eukaryota; Fungi; Ascomycota; Schizosaccharomycetes; Schizosaccharomycetales; Schizosaccharomycetaceae
Gene: lsc2
Product: succinate-CoA ligase beta subunit Lsc2
Exons: 1
Coding region: 1-1302 (433 amino acids)
Biological process (GO): succinyl-CoA metabolic process; tricarboxylic acid cycle
Cellular component (GO): mitochondrion; succinate-CoA ligase complex
Molecular function (GO): ATP binding; succinate-CoA ligase (ADP-forming) activity
Source: RefSeq, a predicted model, not a curated record
AUGUUGUCAAGAAGCAUUUUAAGAAAAUCAGCACGUACUUUUACUCCUCACGUGCAGAAGCGUAACUUGGCUCUUCAUGAGUAUCUUUCACACGACAUACUUCGCAAGUUUAACGUCGAUGUGCCUCGUGGUGGUGUCGCCAAAUCGGGCGAAGAAGCUGAAAAGGUAGCCCAGAAACUCGGCGUCAGUGACUUGGUAGUCAAGGCCCAAGUCUUGGCUGGUGGCCGUGGUAAAGGCCAAUUUGAAAGCGGUCUUCGCGGUGGUGUUCGUUCCGUUUACGACCCUACUGAAGCAAAAAUGUUUUCCGAGCAAAUGAUCGGCCAUAAGCUUAUCACCAAGCAAACUGGUCCUGCUGGUAAGCCUUGUAACAGUGUUUAUGUCUGUGAACGUAAGUAUGUUCGUCGUGAAUAUUAUUUCGCUAUUUUGAUGAACCGUGAUGAACAGUGUCCCAUGAUCGUCGCCUCUGAUCAAGGUGGUGUCGAUAUCGAGGGUGUUGCUGCUGAAAACCCCAGUGCUAUUAUUAAACGCUCCCUUCCCAAUACCCCUACCUUGGACCGCUCUAUUGCAGAGGAGGUUGUCACCAAGCUUGGCUUCACUCCCGCCUGCAAAGAGCAAGCCAUCGACUCUAUUUCCAAGCUAUACAAGGUUUUUAAUGACUGUGAUGCUACUCAAGUCGAAAUUAACCCCCUUGCUGAAACUACCGAUCAAAAGGUUCUUUGCAUGGAUGCUAAGCUUAGCUUCGAUGAUAAUGCUGAAUUCCGCCAUCCCGAUAUCUUUGCCGAACGUGAUAUCACCCAAGAAGAUCCUGAUGAGGCUCAAGCUGGCAAGGUUGGUUUGAACUUUAUUAAGUUAGAUGGUAGCAUCGGAUGUCUUGUCAAUGGUGCUGGUCUUGCCAUGGCCACCAUGGAUAUCAUUAAGCUUCACGGCGGUGAGCCUGCUAACUUCUUGGAUGUCGGUGGUAAUGCUAAUGCCGAAGCCAUCCGUAAGGCAUUCUCUCUUAUUACCAAGGAUAACAAGACUACUGCCAUUUUUGUCAACAUCUUUGGCGGUAUCGUUCGCUGUGAUGUUAUUGCCCAAGGUCUUAUUUCCGUUGUUUCUAGCUUAGACCUCAACAUUCCCAUCAUUUGCCGUUUGCAAGGUACUAAUCAACAUGCCGCCAAGGACGUUAUCAACAACUCUGGUCUUCGUAUUUUCUCUUUCGACGAUCUCGACGAAGCUGCUCAAAAAGCUUGCCGUUACAGCCGUGUCGUUGAGAUGGCCCGUGAAGCUAAUGUCAACGUUAGCUUUGAGCUCCCUCUUUGA